Fonsecaea pedrosoi CBS 271.37 is the source of this 1455-nucleotide messenger RNA. RefSeq lists its product as uncharacterized. Lineage: Eukaryota; Fungi; Ascomycota; Eurotiomycetes; Chaetothyriales; Herpotrichiellaceae. The record is from RefSeq and is a predicted model, not a curated record. The transcript has 2 exons. Bases 1 to 1455 code for a protein of 484 amino acids.
AUGGGUGAAUCCCCCGACCCGAGAGCUCCUCUGGAGCAACUGCCGUUUGAAUGGAAUCUGCACGAAACAAGAGAUGUCGGGGUGAUCAAACAACUGCCGCAGGAGUUCAACCUAGAUGUCAAGUCAUGUCGCGUCUGGAGAACUACGGAAGAUCAAUUCACCUUUUACAUGCAGAAUUUCUUUAAUUACGGUGUUUACGAUGUCGACGAAACCGGGCGAGCGAUUGGUACAACAUAUUUCUGGGAGUGGGAGCCAGAAGGGCGUUGGCCUCCUGACCCAAAGCGGCGCAGAGAAGGAACUAUGGGCUCAAAGCCCAAGAUAGGGAAACCGAAGUCGGGCAAUGGAGGCAACACACAGCCAGACAGUCAUCCAACCCUAGAAGAUUUGAUCGCUGACUAUGACAAACGCAGAGAGUGGUUUAAAGAACGGCUUGGGGAGAGUGAACUACAUCUUCAGGGCGCAAAGGACAAGGCGGGAGAAGGAUGCGCUGUACAUCUUCCACCAGCCAAUUUCGCAUCCAAGAUCGAGAAGUUUGGCAUGCGCACCGACGCGUUGAAUGACCAUUUACCGUCUAGGCCCUCGAAGGAGGUAUGGCAGCAAAAGAGAGAUCGGGAUUUGGCUCGUCACGUUUGGAAUGACUUCUUCGCACCCCUCAACGUUUGUGCUGGGACUUUGGAGAGCCGUCUUCCUUCCAGACCCGAGCGCUCCGAAUACAACAGCGAACAGAAAUGGAUGGUUGCUGAAGAGAAUUGGAUAAAUCUUUUUACUGACGAGCCACCCGAGAAAUACAGAGGAACAGUUCCGAAGCCCGAUCGCCCUCAAUGCCCAAAACCCGCCAUGAAGAAGCUGGCCAAACUUGGAAAGGAUUUAAAAGACGUGGAGAACGUGCCCAAGGAAGAUGCCAAAUGGGCACCGAUGGAUACGUACGCUGCCGAGCUUCUGGAGCAAAAGAUGUGUCGAGACCAAAUACUCAUGGUCCUCGCCAAACCUAGAAGGAAGGCAUACUCAAGCUUCCGAGGGUGGUGGUCCGACCGGCGCAAAUGGAAAAAGUACGUGGCAAGCCUUGAAAAAGGAGGGGGUGUUCCGCUCCCGGAACUGGAAAUAGACAACCUCAGCAACGGACAAUCUCCACAGGAUCAGACGACGAAUGACCAACCUAGAAGGGGUAAACUUCGCGGAAAGUCCUUUCCGCGCACGAAACUCGAUCCCAUUCCUGAAGCUGAUGAGCCGGAGCAAGGAGAGGGGCGUGCCAAUGGAGACAGUCCCGCAGAAGAUGAAGGAAGAGUGUCACAAAAUAAUGUCAUUCGAAAUAACCGUCAGCUCGGGACCAUUUUCGAGGGGGACGAGGCAGACGUUGAGCGCAAGCGGCCCUCCCAAGACAACGUUGGUGGACGCAGGCCAAGAGGCAGAAAUAGACAGGGUGCGGAUAACAUCAAGAGGUCCUUCAGGGCCUGA